AUGCCUUCCUCCAGCACUGAAAAGGUAGCAGCACCCGAGUCUCUUGAAGCAACUACAGAAGAUUCUGUAGUGUCCGCAGAAGAGAUUUGGCCCACAAAAGACUUUGGUCUUGUACCGAUCCCGAAGAGACUCCAAUACAAUCCCACCAAACCUUUUCACUUUGGCAUCUUGCUCAACGUCUCCUUUGGGUUUGCUAGCACAUUCGUCGUCGGUAACUUGUACUAUUGUCAACCGCUGUCGAUCGAGUUUUCUAAAUCGUUCAAUGUAACAUACGACGAGGUUUCACGUAUCCCUACCCUCACUCAAGCAGGGUAUUUGGUGGGAUUACUUCUGAUAUCCCCCCUCGGCGACCUUGUUCGACGCAGACAACUUGUGUUACUGCUGGUUGCGUCAUCUACUACUCUCACAAUAGGAUUAGCCGUCACCAAAAAUCUCCGCGUCUUCGAGACAUUAUCUUUCUUGGUUGGCGUUACAACUGUCACUGCCCAGAUCUUGAUGCCUCUAGCUGCAGAUCUGGCUGCACCUGAUCGCAGAGCGUCAGCAUUGUCCGUGGUGCUCUCGGGUCUCAUGCUAGGCAUCCUGAUCGCUCGUGUCUUGGCUGGCGUCAUAGGCAAUUUUACAACCUGGCGUGUAGUCUACUAUAUGUCAAUUGGUGUUCAAUCACUCGUUCUCAUCGGCGCCUACCUCGUUCUUCCCGACUAUCCUGCUAAAAACCGCGACUUGACAUACUUCAAAAUCCUUUUUUCGAUGGCCAAGUAUGCAGUAACGGAGCCACUUGUCAUACAGGUGGCCAUUAUAAAUAUUGCAUCCAGCGCAUGCUUUGCAGGUUUCUGGGUCACUCUCACCUUCCUUCUCGGAGGUCCGCCCUACUACUACUCCACUCUCGUAAUUGGUCUCUUUGGCCUCGUUGGCGUGCUAGGCGUGCUCGUCGGACCUUUCGUAGGACGUCUCAUUGAUAGGCUGGUUCCUUGGUAUGCGACUUUGGUAGCCACUAGCUUGCUUCUAGUUUCCCAAGCAGUACAGACUGCAGCAGGUGGAAUCAACAUCGCAGCUAUCGUCAUCGCAUGCUUCGGACUGGACUUUGCGCGUCAGUCCCAACAAGUCUCCCUGUCGACUCAGGUCCUGAGCAUAUCUUCCACAGCUCGUGCGCGUUUGAACGCUAUUCUCGUUCUAUCAGUGUUCAUCGGACAGGUGAUGGGCACGUCUGUUGGCACCCAAGUUUUCGUGCGACACGGAUGGAGAGCAUGUUCAUUGUUGAUGCUGGCGCUACAUGGCUUCCAAAUUAUAAUUUUAUUGCUCCGCGGUCCACAUUGUCCUCGAAAGCGUUGGUUUGGUUACGAAGGGGGAUUCGAGGCGCGCAACCACGUUGUCUUGGAGAAGGAGAAAGCACAGUGUAGCGGGGAGCGGGAAGUAAAACACGAUCCAGAGGCGCAGAAGGAAGUACUGAUGCAAAGUGGUGAAGUUCUGCGACCCGACACAGCAUAG
Suillus paluster is the source of this 1485-nucleotide messenger RNA. Its product is annotated as major facilitator superfamily domain-containing protein. The record is from RefSeq and is a predicted model, not a curated record. Bases 1 to 1485 code for a protein of 494 amino acids. Gene Ontology annotation, molecular function: transmembrane transporter activity. NCBI's taxonomy places the organism in Eukaryota, Fungi, Basidiomycota, Agaricomycetes, Boletales, Suillaceae. The transcript has 8 exons. Gene Ontology annotation, biological process: transmembrane transport.